Messenger RNA from Closterium sp. NIES-65, 2940 nucleotides. NCBI's taxonomy places the organism in Eukaryota, Viridiplantae, Streptophyta, Zygnematophyceae, Desmidiales, Closteriaceae. The record is from the annotation of a GenBank genome assembly.
AUGGACCGACGCUCCAGGAUGAAAGAAGCCAUGGCGGAAGGCCUUAAAGAAGCCAGAGCGUGGGUCCAGAACCGGCCAGAAGUCAUAAAAGCAGGCUGCCUCGCCUUAGCUCUCUCGCUCUUAUUCAUAAUAUACGCUCCGGCGUUCUUCUUCGGGUUGCUCGUCGGUGCCUCCUCCGUGAUCGGCGGCGAGGUCCUUCUCCUGAAGCAUCUCUGGAGAAAGAUUCGUCCUCCGAAGAAGGAAGGUUCGGAAGCGGGGAAUGCGCCUGCGCCGGAUCCUAGCGUGGCGUGGGUCUCCCUCAGGCCAUGCGAGGCGGACGAGGGCAAGACGGGUUCAGGCAAGCUGCGCAAGAACGUGAAGCUGUUCGCGCCGCUGCUGCGCCUCGCGAGUCUGGAGGUGGAGGAGCGGGUGCUGGCGCUGGCGGGCAGCAGCCAGGGCGAGUCAGAAACAAUCUUGCUGGAUGGGUGCGACGUUAAGAGCUUCUCAGAGACCAGCGGGCCGGAGAAACGCUGGGCUCGCAAGUUCCCCAUUCGCAUCAGCCACCCGUCCCGCGUUCUCUUUCAAAACGCCAGGGAGUUUUUCAUCUACUUCCCCAAUGGCCGUGUGAAGCAAGCUUGGUGCCGAGCCUUGCGUGCCGCAGCCUUCCCCGAAUCAGAAGACACCCUCUGGCAGGUUCAAGUCUCCCAAGCCUACGCUGUCUACCUCGGGAAGAUCCGAGCCUCGCGCCCGGACCUCUGUCCCUAUCUACAGAGUCAGAUGCGGCUACUCCCGCAGGCGGUGGCUUUGGUGGAGCAAGCAGCAUCGGGGGCAGCAACAGCAUUGGCAGAGGCUGCAGCAGCCGUCGCAGCUAUUGAAAUGGCCCACAGGGCAACCAUGCACCAUGGCGCGUAUCGGCAGGUGGACGGGCAGGUGGGCGAGUUUAGUGGCAUUGGCAUUGCGUCAGGUCCUAAUGGUAGACCGUACCCUAGUGACCUGAGUGUCAUACUUUCUGGCGAGCCCACUUGCCCUCCCGCUGCUCCUCUUGGCAGCGCUGCUGCUUCAGAUGACGCUGUUGCCACUGAUGCUACCUCUGCGGCUGCCGCUGCAGCUGCGGGUGCGGCUGCCGCUGCAGCUGCGGGUGCGGCUGCUGGUGCAGGUGCUACUGGUGGUGCAAGUGGUCCUGGUAAUCCUGGUGAGAGUGGUGGUGGUGGUGGCGGUGGUGGUGGGGGUGUGGGUGGAGGCAGCAGUGGGGAGCCAGAGGGGGCGGUGCAGUGGGCGAAUGCGCUGCUGUGCAGACUCUACUUUGACCUUUCUCAGGAGGACGCGCUCAGCAAGAAGCUCCAGGCCAAGUUCUCGGAGAAGCUAUCGCUAGUCAUAACGCCAUCCAUCAUGGGUCCCAUCUCCUGCACCAAGCUGUCUGUCCUGCAUCUCAGAGCCUCAUAUUCACCAUGUCCCCCUCCCCCGUGUCUCCAGGAGAAGCUGUCACUAGUCAUCACACCGUCCAUCAUGGGUCCCAUCUCCUGCACCAAGCUGUCGCUCGGCCCCAUCCCUCCUCUCAUUCGCUCCAUGCGCACAGUCAACCUCGCCAUGCCAGGGGGCGACCUUGCACUGGAUGUCGAUCUGGAGUUCAAGGGAGCAGCUGCUAUGAACCCGUCUUUCAUGUGCCUCAUGCCGUUUUCCCUCGUUCCUUUGUUUCCCACCCUUGCAUCUCUCGUCCCCUCCCUACCAGGGGGCGACCUUGCACUGGAUGUCGAUCUGGAGUUCAAGGGAGCAGCCACCAUGACGAUAGAGACCAGCAUUGACAUGCGAGAAACGCAGUUCCUCAAAAUGUGGGAAGAGCGAGACCUUUCCCGGGCAGAAAAAGAGUCUGAGAGGAGGGCGGAGUAUUCUGGGCAGGUGGAAAACACACCGUUGACUGCAGGCUCGGAACCGGCCCUUUCUGACGGUUCGGCAGCUGCCGGGGGAGGCUCGGAUGGAGUAGGCUCGGCCGGACCUGGAGCCGGACCUGAGCGGCUGGUUCGGCGAGGAUCGGGCAUGGGAGAGGCACUGAUGAGUGAGGAGACUGCUGCUGCUCUGGUGGGGGAUAUGGAGGUGGCUGAAGAUGUGACUGUUGAGGGCGCUGCUACAGCCCCUGCUACUACCCUGGCCAAGAGCACGCCGACCAAGGGAGGCAGGAAGAGGAAUAUCAUUCGAGGGGUGCGGGGCAUGGUCAGCAACAUGGCCAACAGCCUCUCACAGGUGAGCCUAAGCAUCCCCCAUGUGAGCCUCCCCCAUGUGAGCCUCCCCCAUGUGAGCCUCCCUCAUGUGAGCCUCCCCCAUGUGAGCCUCCCCCAUGUGAACCUCCCCCAUGUGAACCUCCCCCAUGUGAACCUCCCCCAGGUGGUAUGCCUCCCCCAUGUGAGCCUCCCCCUGCCUCCCCCAGUUGAACCUGUCCAAGGUGAGCUUAACCAGUUUAACCUCUCCCAGGCACGCAUGCUCGGUAACGUGGCCAACAGCCUCUCCCAGGUAAGCCUCCCCUGGGUAAGCCUACCCCAGGUAAGCCUAUCCCAGGUUCCCCUCACUCUUUCCUUCAAUAUCACAUCUGUUAAAGGAACUCUGCGCAUCCGGGUACCCGCCCCGCCCUCCGACCGCCUCUGGAUGUCGUUCGUUGAGAUGCCCGAGAUCGAGAUGCAAUCCAUGCCGUCCAUUGGCGACCUCAAGCUCAAGCGCUACCCCAUGGCCACUCUCCUGAUUGAGAAGCUCAAGGCACUGAUCAAGCGGUCACUCACUGGUGCAGCCCAGCUGUGUGGACGCCAAGCUCCGCGUCAUGCUCUCAAACCCCCACGACUGGCACUGAUCAAGCGUUCUCUGGUGCAACGCAGCUGUGUGGACGCCAAGCUCCCCUUCAUGCUCUCCCACCCCCACGACUGCUGUGUGGACGCCAAGCUCCCCUUCAUGCUCUCCCACCCCCACGACUGGUGA